Molecule: messenger RNA, 681 nt
Organism: Drosophila montana
Lineage: Eukaryota; Metazoa; Arthropoda; Insecta; Diptera; Drosophilidae
Product: keratin, type II cytoskeletal 2 epidermal-like
Exons: 1
Coding region: 111-638 (175 amino acids)
Source: RefSeq, a predicted model, not a curated record
GCUUUUGCCAGACUCUGGUAGUUCACCGUUUAGUGUUAUAAAAGCCGAGAUCUUUGGCGCUGAUCAUCAAGUUUGUUAGGUGACUUCAUAUAGUUCGGACAAGCAGCAACAUGAAGGUCUUCGUUGUACUGAGCAUUAUCCUGGCCGUGGCCGUGGCAGCACCACAGUUUGGCGGCGGUAAUGCUAAUGCCAAUGCUGGAGCCGAUGCCCAGUCUCAGGGUGGAUUUGGUGGAGAAGGCGGCUUUGGCGGACAAGGCGGCUUCGGAGGCAAACCUGGUCAUCAUGGUCAUCAAGGACACCGUGGUGAAGGUGGUCCCGGUGGCUUCGGCGGUCCCGGUGGUCCCGGCGGUCCUGGCGGUCCCGGCGGCUUCGGUGGUCAAGGCGGUUUCGGUGGACCCGGCGGUUUCGGAGGCGGCAACUCCAACGCCAAUGCGGAUUCCAGUGCCGUUGCCAAUGGCGGCGGUUUCGGCGGUUUCGGUGGUGCAAAUGCCAAUGCUGAUUCCAGUGCCGUUGCCAAUGGCGGUGGUUUCGGCGGCGCCAACGCAAAAGCCUCUUCCAGCGCCAAUGCCUCAGCCAAUGGCGGUGGUCUAGCCAGUGCCACAUCCAGUGCAUCCGCAACUGCCAACGCUGGAAAAUAGGCGAAUCGAUAUCCGACAAACCAUACCGAACUGAAAAGAAUUG